This is a messenger RNA of Mytilinidion resinicola, 1610 nucleotides long. RefSeq lists its product as uncharacterized. NCBI's taxonomy places the organism in Eukaryota, Fungi, Ascomycota, Dothideomycetes, Mytilinidiales, Mytilinidiaceae. The transcript has 5 exons. The record is from RefSeq and is a predicted model, not a curated record. Bases 193 to 1341 code for a protein of 382 amino acids.
UCUCUUCAACUUUCUCCCCACUUUCUCACGAAUCUCGAAAUCAGAUUACCAACAAGGCGGACGCUAGCUGCGCUACACUCACAUACUAGACCUAUCGAUCAACUGCCGCCCAACGACUUGAACCGGAAGCCCUUGAACGAUUACCCUCAACUGCAUACCACAGUCGCUCGCCUGUAACCUCUAUCGACAGCCAUGGGUGAUCUCACUCCAACGGACGUCCUCUCAUGGCCAAAACCCAACUAUGUCGACCCCGAGUCUCGCCGCGAAAUCAUCCUCGCUGCCGAGAUUCCGCUUACUGUGGUCAUGACGGUUUUCAUGGGAGCGCGGAUGUAUUCCAGAUGGCACUUAAAAGCGCUUGGAGUAGAUGACUGGACAAUGUUUCUGUGCUGGAUGAUGGGCACAGCAAUAUGUAUAGUAAACUGCUACUCAACCCUGUGGGGAACUGGCCUGCACGUAUGGGAUAACAAGCCUGAAUGGAUACCAACAUCGGGGAGGCUGGCGCUCGCAACCCAAAUGCUGUUUGGGCCCUGUGUUGGUCUUACAAAAUUCAGUAUUUGCUUGACUUAUCUGCGCAUAUUUCCAUCCCAAGGCAACCGUUACUUCUGUUACGCGGCUAUGGCCUGGCUAAUUACUUGGACUAUUGCAAUCUUCUUUACCUUUCUUUUCCAGUGCUUGCCUAUAUCAGACAACUGGGACCUCUUGAAAUUCACGAAUAGGAAUUGCAUCAACCAAAAGGCUUUCUUUAUCGCUGCUGCCGCUACAAAUAGUUUCACGGAUAUUGCCGUAUAUCUAUGGCCUGCGCGAUUUCUAUGGAAUAUCCAGUUGCCAAAGUCACAGCGGCUAGGCUUGGUCGUCUCUUUCAGUUUGGGUUGUAUAGUCUGUGUUGCGGGCAUAUGUCGCAUCUGGUAUCUCAAAAUCUACUUCGGCUCCUCCGACGUCAGUUGGGAAGGGGCAAUUGUUUAUGUCAUCACCACCAUCGAGACAAACGUCGGGAUCAUCUGUGGGUGCAUUACUGGAAUUAAACCGAUCCUGUCCAAACUAUUCCCUCGGCUAUUCGGCUCCACGCAGAGCAAAGGAUCCUCCGACCGCACCAAGAGCUACGGAAAGCGCUCGUUCCCCUUCCAGUCCCUCCCAGAAGACUCGGUCAAUCUCAAGCCUGAGACCGGUAAUAGCGGGGGCAUCACCGUCAGGCAAGACAUCGAGCUGACGCGGUACACGCCAACCAGCGCCGGCGGCGAUGAAAGAAGCGAACCAGCAAGCACGGGAAGGAGCGGGAGCGAAGAGUGGAUCUUUGAUCCGAGGGGUAGGCCCGCAGGGGCUGCCGGCGCAAUGAAAGUCUGAUGUUUCUGACAAGGCACGAGUGAUCUUCAGGAACGGGUGCGGCGCUGAGUGGAGGAAUUUCCUGCACUAUGUAUAUACAUAGGUCUGAUAUAAUCGCCCUAUACGAUCGUCACGAAUAUUUGCAUGGUUCGGUCUAAGAGGAAAACGGCUUCGAGUUGGUUUCGAUUUCACGAGAGGGGUAGAAUUCUCCUACCACGCAAAAUGCGCUGUCAAAUCUACACAUAAAUCUGGUCUUAAUCGAAGAAGACAAUAGUACCUCCAAUUAUUCU